Messenger RNA from Amphibalanus amphitrite, 1960 nucleotides. Its product is annotated as cytochrome P450 4V2-like. The record is from RefSeq and is a predicted model, not a curated record. Lineage: Eukaryota; Metazoa; Arthropoda; Thecostraca; Balanomorpha; Balanidae. Gene Ontology annotation, molecular function: oxidoreductase activity, acting on paired donors, with incorporation or reduction of molecular oxygen; monooxygenase activity; iron ion binding. Bases 136 to 1695 code for a protein of 519 amino acids. The transcript is spliced from 13 exons.
GGCAGUCAGUCAGGUGGGAGCCGGCCAGGGAGGAGCACACGCCGAGCAGGAGAGAGCGAGAGAGCGGAGAGAGAGAGAGGGGGCGACUGGUACAGAGCACUCGGAAAGCGUUAGUGAGGAGCAGCGUCGGCCGCCAUGCUGGAGGUGUCUGCUGGCCUGUUGGGCCGGCUGCUGGCCGGCUGCUGGUCGCUGCUGACGCCGCCCGUGCUGCUGCUGCUGGCGCUGCUGCUGCCCGUGGCGCUGCUGGUUAGACGCGGCCUCUCCGUCCACCAGCAGCAGAUCAGAAACCUGCCCGGACCCAAACCCGUGUACCCGGUGCUGGGACACACGCUGCUGGUCCCCUGGCAGGUCACAGACCUGCUGGACAUGCUGAUGCACUAUGUGCGUCAGUACCGCGGCUUCUUCCACCUGCAGCUCGGUGUGGACUACGUGGUCAUCAACAGCCCCGAGGCCGCCGAGGUGAUUUUCAGCAGUAACCAGCACAUCCAGAAAGGAGAGGAGUACCAGUCACUGGAGCCGUGGCUGGGCACCGGUCUGCUCACCAGCACUGGCACCAAGUGGCACAAGCGGCGCAAGAUGCUGACGCCGGCGUUCCACUUCACCAUCCUGGACCAGUUCAUGGACGUGUUCAACGAGCAGUCGCAGGUGUUGGUGGCCAAGCUGAAGGACACUGGCGGCCAGCGGGUGAACGUGUUCCCAUUCAUCACCAAGGCGACACUGGAUAUCAUAUGCGAAGCCACGAUGGGCGUUCAGAUCAAGGCCCAGGAUGGAGCUCGAACAGACUAUGUGCAGGCCGUCUACGAUAUGGGCGAGGUGGUGUUUUUCCGGUUCAUGCGUCCCUGGCUGCGAAACGAUCUGGUGUUUCGACUGUCAUCUCUGUACAAAGUACAAAAGGACAGUCUCAAGCUGCUGCACGGAUUCACCGACUCGGUGAUCCGAACCCGUCGGGAGGAGUUGCAAAAGGCGACAUCAGGCGACGGCGGUGCCGUGACGGACGAGGCAGGUAAGAAGAAGCGGCGAGCCUUCCUGGACCUUCUGCUCCACUCGACCAUCGACGGCCGACCGCUGAGCGACGCAGACAUUCGGGAGGAGGUCGACACGUUCAUGUUCGAGGGUCACGACACGACUUCUGCAGGCACCAACUGGGCCCUGUAUAACCUGGGCAGGAACGCGGACGUCCAGCAGAAGGUCUAUGACGAGCUGGUGGAGGUCCUCGGCGACCAGCAGCGGCCGCUGACCCGCGACGACCUGCCGAAGCUCCGGUACCUGGAAAUGGUCAUCAAGGAGACGCUGCGACUGUUCCCGCCAGUGCCCAUGAUUGGCCGACGACUCAACUCAGACACCGUCAUUGACGGGUACCCGAUUCCGGGCAGCUGCAACGUCGGCCUGCUGGUGUACGCCAUCCACCGGGACCCGGUGCACUGGCCGGACCCGGAGCGGUUCGAUCCGGAGAGGUUCAGUCCGGAGAACAGCAAGGGACGCCACCCGUACAGCUACGUGCCCUUCUCGGCCGGGCCCCGCAACUGCAUCGGUCAGAAGUUUGCGCUGAUGGAGGAGAAGGUGCUGCUGGCCAGCGUGGUGCGAAAUUUCCACAUCACCUCCCACGACAGCCUGGACACCAUCAAACUGAGGCCGGACGUCAUACUGCGACUUGAGGGAGGGCUCUUCCUCAGCUUCACACCGAGGAACCAGUGACGUCUUACUGCGACUGGAGGGGGGUCUGUUCCUGAGCUGAUAACCGAGAAACAAUGACGUCACGGCUACCAGUGACGUCAUACUGGGACCGGAGGGAGGGCUGUUCCUCAACUUCACACAGAAAAACGAGAGCCAGUGACGUCAGUGAUGCCUGUGACGUCACUGGGAAUGACUGCUGUCAGCCCUGGCAGUCAGUGGAGGGGUGGAGGCCGUCAGAUCCAGGUGUGUGCGUCUAAAUAUAGUGAUGGUGACAGGUGAAAACAUA